AUGCUUUGUUUCAGGUCACUACCACAGAUGUCAGCAUUAUCAGCUUGCAUUUUGGGGAAUGGUGUAUCUACCCGGAAUACUGGGGCAGGUUUGAGCAAGGGAUUUUAUGGCAGGCAUGUUUUUACUUCUUCUAGCAUUCCAUCAAAUGGUAAGGCAUCAAAAGCAGCCAUUGUAAAAGCAUCUCUGGACCAAAGGCAGCAUGAAGGAAGAAGAGGCUUUCUAAAGUUGUUGCUGGGAAAUGUGGGACUUGGUGUACCUGCCUUAUUAAGUAGUGGAAAGGCAUAUGCAGAUGAGCAAGGGGUUUCUAACUCAAGAAUGUCUUACUCUAGAUUUUUGGAGUAUUUGGACAAGGAUAGGGUAAAGAAAGUAGAUUUAUUUGAGAAUGGGACCAUAGCUAUUGUUGAGGCUGUUUCUCCAGAGUUGGGAAACCGGGUGCAGAGGGUCCGCGUGCAACUCCCAGGACUCAGCCAGGAGCUCCUUCAGAAGUUCAGGGAAAAGAACAUCGACUUUGCUGCACACAAUGCUCAAGAGGACUCUGGUUCAUUGUUAUUCAACUUGAUUGGAAAUCUGGCUUUCCCACUGAUCCUGAUUGGGGGUUUGUUCCUUCUAUCAAGGCGCUCCUCCGGAGGAAUGGGUGGACCUGGUGGGCCUGGUUUCCCCCUUUCCUUUGGUCAGUCAAAAGCUAAGUUCCAGAUGGAACCAAACACUGGAGUAACUUUCGAUGAUGUUGCUGGAGUAGACGAAGCAAAGCAGGAUUUUAUGGAAGUUGUGGAGUUUUUGAAGAAGCCUGAAAGGUUUACUGCUGUCGGGGCUCGCAUUCCUAAGGGGGUUCUUCUUGUUGGUCCUCCAGGAACUGGGAAAACCCUGCUAGCCAAGGCGAUUGCUGGUGAAGCAGGUGUUCCGUUUUUCUCAAUAUCUGGUUCUGAGUUUGUUGAGAUGUUUGUUGGUGUUGGUGCCUCUCGAGUCCGUGAUCUUUUCAAGAAGGCCAAGGAGAAUGCUCCCUGCAUUGUAUUUGUUGAUGAAAUUGAUGCUGUUGGACGUCAAAGAGGAACUGGAAUUGGAGGUGGUAAUGAUGAAAGGGAACAGACCCUUAACCAGCUCCUGACAGAAAUGGAUGGUUUUGAAGGAAACACUGGUAUCAUUGUAGUUGCAGCAACUAAUCGUGCAGACAUUCUUGACUCUGCCUUACUCAGGCCAGGGCGGUUUGAUAGACAGGUAACUGUUGAUGUUCCAGAUAUUCGGGGGAGGACAGAGAUCUUAAAGGUUCAUGCCAGCAAUAAGAAGUUUGAUGCAGAUGUGUCUCUUGACGUCGUAGCCAUGAGAACACCUGGUUUUAGUGGAGCAGACCUUGCAAACCUCUUAAAUGAGGCAGCCAUAUUGGCUGGUCGACGUGGAAAGACAGCGAUCUCACCUAAAGAGAUUGAUGAUUCGAUUGACCGGAUAGUAGCUGGAAUGGAAGGGACAGUUAUGACAGACGGGAAGAGCAAAAGUCUGGUGGCCUACCAUGAAGUUGGCCAUGCCAUUUGUGGCACUCUUACUCCAGGGCAUGAUCCUGUCCAAAAAGUCACCCUGGUACCCCGUGGUCAGGCACGAGGUCUGACCUGGUUUAUUCCGGCAGAUGACCCUACCUUGAUCUCCAAGCAACAACUCUAUGCUAGAAUUGUUGGUGGACUUGGUGGAAGAGCUGCUGAGGAAGUGAUCUUUGGUGAGCCUGAGGUGACCACAGGUGCAGGUGGUGAUUUGCAGCAGAUUACUAGCUUGGCCAAGCAGAUGGUGGUCACUUUUGGCAUGUCUGAAAUUGGCCCAUGGUCGCUUAUGGACUCAUCGGCUCAGAGCGGUGAUGUCAUUAUGAGAAUGAUGGCGAGGAAUUCAAUGUCUGAAAGGCUUGCCGAAGAUAUCGAUGCUGCCGUUAAGAGGAUUUCAGAUGGUGCAUAUGAGAUUGCCUUGACCCUUAUAAGGAACAAUCGCGAGGCAAUUGAUAAGAUAGUGGAAGUCCUCCUUGAGAAGGAGACGAUGACUGGAGAUGAAUUUCGCGCAAUUCUUUCUGAGUUUGCCGAAAUUCCUGCUGAAAAUCGGGUUCUUCCUUCAGUACCAUCUCCAGUUACUGUAUGAUAGCAAAAAUAUAUUGUAGCUUUUAUUUUAUACUUGUUCACACAUCUUUGGAUGAUUUGUAUAAUUUAUAACCUUUGGUUGUAGUAUAUAGGAAGAAUACCAAAAUUUUCAUAAUCUCUUGUAUUCUAUCCAAGACUUUGUAACUCAAUAGCUAGUGUGAGCAAAGGUUGAAAACAGGUUGAUCUGUCAGUUCAUUGUCCAUUUUCACGGUCUCACCUUGUGCUUUGAUCACCCAACUUAGCUUUACCGCAAUGACUU
Messenger RNA from Ilex paraguariensis (yerba mate), 2370 nucleotides. The record is from the annotation of a GenBank genome assembly. NCBI's taxonomy places the organism in Eukaryota, Viridiplantae, Streptophyta, Magnoliopsida, Aquifoliales, Aquifoliaceae.